CCCGCCCCCGCCCCGCCGCCCGUUGCCGGGCAGCCGCUGUCAAUGGCCGCCGCGCGGCCCCUUUAAGCGUAACGCGGCAACCGCCGGCGCGUCCUCCGGGCGGGCCGAGGGGCUGGGCAGCGUCUCCGCUGAGUGAGGGAAAGCUGCCUGGCUGCGCUGCAGGAACCGGAGAGUUGCUUUCGGGAGUGGCUGGGCUGAACCGGGACUGGCCUGCAUGUGCUCUCUUUGAAGUGCCAUUUCCUCAUUCCUGACCUGGGACUUGAAGCAGCUUCUUCAUUUUGAAAUCUGACACAAGUAGCGUUGUGGCUUACUGGGGCAGAGUCAGCUGGCUUUCUUGCAGUGUCCCUGUCUCAGAAUAGGUGGAAGAACGGAGCGGGCCGUUAGAGAAAAAUGCAUUCUGGAUGAUAGCUACUGCUUGCUGAACUGAACUGCAGAGAUCUCGUGCUUGGAGAUGAAGAUGAUAAACUGGAGGAAAUAAUCCAACUGCUGCCAUUGUGACAACUAAAAGAUCCUUUGUGCCAAAAUGAGCAGUUUUUGAGAAAAUCCUGGAAAGCUGUUAAACCUGAAAAAUGGGAGAAAGAGUAAGGAGCCCAGAUUCUGAACAGGAGAGGAAAUCAGAUGAGGAUAAAAAUAGUGACUCCUAUUACUCAGAUGAAGGUAAUGCAUCUCGUUCAUCCAGCCAGUCGCCAGCACUAAGCUCUCCAUCUACAAACCAAGAAAAAAGACAUCACAAAACACAGACUUCAAACAGCCUGUUGCACUACCAAGCCACAAAGAAAUUGGAUUCCAAAUAUGCACCAAGCAAAAGAGGAACACGGUGGGGUUUCCGUUCUCAGAGCCUCACUAGGGAUUCUCCUGCAAAAGAUAUAGAUCUUGUUACAAAAAGAGUUCUUUCUGCUAGGCUGCUGAAAAUCAAUGAGCUCCGAAAUGAACUGACUGAACUCCACAUCAAACUGGAUGAGCUGCAGAAGGAAAACAGGGCACUGAAGAGGCUUCAGUACAGGCAGGAGAAAGCCUUGAAUAAGUUUGAAGAUACAGAAAACGAAAUCUCUCAGCUCCUUACUCGGCACAGCAAUGAGAUUAGAAUAUUAAGGGAGCACCUACGAAAAUCUCAGGAGAAAGAACGUGCAACUGAGAGACGGCUGAAAGAUACGGAAGAUGAACUGUACAGGAAAAAAACUGUCUUGCAGAAACUGAAAAAGCUGUCUGCAGAUAAGCACCUUGCUGAAAGAGAUGACCUGGCAAAGAAACUAGCCUUAGCAGAGAGCAAGCUGGAGGACAGAGAAAAAAGAAUUAAGGAUCUGGAAAGAAAUCUUGAAUUAAGUAGUAGCAGUUUUCAACGAGAGUUACAUUCAAAGAAAAAAAAGUUGUACGAGGCUCAGGAAGAAAACAGAGUUCUCCAAGAAGAGCUUAAUCAGCUAAAUCAGAAGCUUAAGGAAAAAGAAAGAGAACUUGAAGCAAAAAAUAUAUAUGCUAAUCGUAUGUUGAAGUCAUCACCUAGAAAAGACACGGAUAUUGUACAAAGAAAAAGGGCCAGCAACCAAAAUAUAAAAAAGGGACCACAGCUCACAAAAAGUGUACAGACCAGUGGAUGCUUCUCACCAGCAGAACUUCUUCCAGAAUCAGAACUUGUCUGUGGUGACACAGCAAACAAGAAAGAGGGAAUUCUUCCUAAAAUAGAAAAAGAAACUCAAGACAAAGCAUGGAAAGAACAAGCAGAAUUCCUAAGACAAGAACAAGACAGGGAGAGGGAAGAGAAACUGAAACAUUUUCAGGAAAUACAGUCCUUAGAGGAGAGGGAUCCAAAACUUCCUGACGAGUGGCAAAGGAAAGAAUAUGACAAAAAAGAAAGCAACUUUUUAUUGGAUAAAGAAGAGAAAAUAAAGAUGGAGACAGAAAUUCACAAACCUGAAGUAGAGAGAGAAGGCACUGAAACGCUGGAAGAGCGGCGAAAAAGAGAGUUCCUGCUUGCUAAAAUGCAAGAAAUUGAUAGAGAAAUUCAAAAUACAACAAACACAAAACCAACUUCCCAAGCACCACUCGUAAAUACAGCAAGAAAAUCUGAUUCCCUGGAGAAAAAAGAGAAAACGAAUCCAUUCUUUGAGAUUCCCGGAAAGGUUACUAAUGGAUUUCCUGUAAAGGACAGCCAGGAUGAUGGGACAAGAGCACAAGGGCAGAAGCAACGAAACGUAAGGACUGUAGAUUUUAGUAGUGAGUUAGCAUUUGGUAGUUAUGUCCCUUCCUUUGGGAAGGGAUCAGGAAGACCAAGUUGGCUCACUCAGAAAAGCGACAAAUUAGAAGAAAAUGCUAAGGAAAAUGCAGAUUUCAAUAGUAAGAAAGAAAAGAAGUCCAAUUUAAUGGAGCAACUUUUUGGAAGCAGUGCCAGCACCAUUCUUCUUUCUAAAAAUAACAAUACACCACCUUUGGACAUAGAUUGGGACUCUAGUAAUAAGCCUUUUGUUGAUAAAAACAGUAAAGUCAAAGAAGACAAUGGGCUUUUUGGUGAAGGAAGAAGCCUAAACAGACACCGUCUGCAGUACAAUACAAACAAGCUAGGAGUUAAUACCCUUGGUUCUUUAGAAGAUGAAGUUGAAGAAGUAGUCUUACAGUGAUCGUGUUUUAUAUGUUUCAUAUGUAAAUACUGAAAAACUAUUUUCUUGUAAUAUUUAUUAGGCAUAGAUUUGAAAUAUUUCAGAUUUAUUGUAAAGCCUUAUGAAGGAAUAAUUUACACAAAUGGGUAUGUGUAUAGAGGGGAGAUGCAGAGGAGAGAUGAUUGGAGUUUUUUUACCUGUAUUUUUACCUGUAGGCCACUCACAGUACACUGCUUUUCAUUUGAAGUAUUUCUUUUAGGCCUCAGAUAACUUUCUUUCUUGGGCAUUUGGAGAACCUCUUAACUGUGCCAGGAGAAGGCAUGUGUAAUACCAGUCAUGAAAUGAGUAGAAGAGACAUUCUUAGCACUAAUUCUCUUAGAAAGAGUAUCUUACACUGCUGUCAUGUUAUCUCAGAAGAAUAUCAAAAGAAGCACAAUUAACUCAGGAACAGCUGCUCUCUCCUUUUGCAUAGGUUUUUGUGGACCUUACUACCAAAUGUGUAACUCUUCUCAUAUAUUCAGAUUAUAUUUGUUAUGCAAUGCCAUCUUUUGUAAUUUCUGAAUUUUCUAUGUAAAAUUCCAAUCAUUACUAAGUAAUUUUUUAACAAAAUGGUUUUAUUAAAUGAGUUGAGUAAA
Haemorhous mexicanus (house finch) is the source of this 3226-nucleotide messenger RNA. RefSeq names its product lebercilin LCA5 (gene LCA5). Gene Ontology annotation, biological process: intraciliary transport. The transcript is spliced from 11 exons. The record is from RefSeq and is a predicted model, not a curated record. Lineage: Eukaryota; Metazoa; Chordata; Aves; Passeriformes; Fringillidae. The coding region runs from base 570 to 2612 and encodes 680 amino acids. Gene Ontology annotation, cellular component: axoneme.